AUCGGCGGUCAAAAUUUCUGGGUCACUUUUGACACCGGAUCGUCUGAUCUCUGGGUCGUAUCAUCGAACUGUACGGAUACAGACUGUCACGCCGUCCCAAACUAUUCACAGCUGAGUUCGCCGUCGCUCUCACUCUCCACUACUCCAUUUCACAUCCGUUAUUUGAUGGGCACUGUAUUUGGAACCGUAGGCUAUGAUGAUGUCUCGUUGGGACCAUACCAGAUAGCGUCGCAAACAUUUGCAAUGGCUAAUGAGACCGGCGGACUCGACCUCGCCGCUACUGGUAAUUCUGGCCUGCUUGGGCUCGCUUUCCCGCUGGCGGCGACUAUUCCACAAACGGUCGGGAAGACAAUUCUUGACACCAUAUUUGCCCAUCUCGAUGACCCCUAUCGAUUCUUCGCAUUUAGGCUAAGCCGUAAUGAAACCCAAGACUUGGGCCUUUCUGAUUCUUCUUUUACUCUUGGACAGCUGGACUCCGACAUUGUAAAGGAUAUCAAUCAGCUGACAUUUACACCCGUUUUUAGCGUAGGCUGGGGCUCCUACGAUUUCUGGAAACUACCUCUCCAAAGUAUAACCAUCGAUAACCUCUCUUUGUCGUUGUCACGUUCGCUUAUUCCUGGGGCCUCCACACCGAUAGCUGUGCUCGAUAGUGGGACCACGUUGAUCUUGGGGCCUACCGUGGACGUAAAUGCCUUCUGGGCGGCAGUGGGAACAGGUGGAGCUGCGCGAUACAAUAAACAAACCCAACUUUGGGAAGUACGGUGCGGCAGAGCCGUAGAUGUGCGGUUUACACUAGGUAAUACUGACACCUCCAAGGAAUAUUCAGUCCAUCCUGAGGAUAUAAACUGGGCUGAGGGAGGAACCACGAAUGGGUGGUGUACGGGAGGCGUGCAAGCCAAUGACAAAGUAAAUUCUGGUGACUGGCUCCUUGGCGAUGUAUUUUUGCGGAACGUGUACGUUGUACAUCAGGGCGCAACGUCUUCACAGCCCCCGAUGAUUGGCUUGCUCAACUUGACCGAUCCAUUGCUUUCUGCGACACAGUUUCAACAGGCUCGAGGGCCUGAUACGGCACCGCUCCCAGUCGUCCUCUCAAAGGUUUCCUCGAGCUCUUCUAUAGAUGUGGACCUCACAUGUUCGCUAUCUGCACUUGGUGGUGUCUUAUGUGGUGCUAUUGUGACAGCUGUAGUA
Serpula lacrymans var. lacrymans S7.9 is the source of this 1188-nucleotide messenger RNA. RefSeq lists its product as uncharacterized. Gene Ontology annotation, biological process: proteolysis. The record is from RefSeq and is a predicted model, not a curated record. The transcript has 5 exons. The annotation marks the transcript as partial. Lineage: Eukaryota; Fungi; Basidiomycota; Agaricomycetes; Boletales; Serpulaceae. Gene Ontology annotation, molecular function: aspartic-type endopeptidase activity.